UAGCUGAUGGACAUCGGACAGCUAGCUCGUUAGCGACCGUCUGAAACAAACAGGACUCCACAGCAAGUUUUAUUGAUUUCCCCUCUAACCCCGGUUUAGCUUGAUAGCCGGACGUACCGUUUUCAGUUGCUCAGAUUCAGAAGCUGAAGGUUUAACGGUGGAAAUAUGGGAGUACCCAAAUUUUACCGAUGGAUUUCGGAGCGAUAUCCUUGUCUUAGUGAAGUUGUGAAGGAACAUAAGAUUCCGGAAUUUGACAAUCUCUAUCUGGACAUGAAUGGCAUCAUCCACCAGUGCUCUCACCCAAAUGAUGAGGAUGUCCAUUUCCGCAUCUCAGAUGAAAAGAUUUUUGCUGACAUUUUUCAUUACUUGGAAGUGCUCUUUAGGAUCAUCAAGCCACGCAAGGUCUUCUUCAUGGCUGUUGAUGGUGUGGCGCCAAGGGCCAAGAUGAACCAGCAGAGAGGCCGAAGAUUCAGGUCCGCCAAAGAGGCAGAGGAGAAGAUUAAAAAAGCUUUGGAGAAGGGAGAGGUGCUUCCGACAGAAGCUCGCUUUGACUCCAACUGUAUCACUCCCGGCACUGAUUUCAUGGCAAGACUGCAGGAACAGCUUAAGUACUUUGUUCACAACAAGAUCUCCACUGACAAGCUGUGGCAGAAUGUCAACGUCUACCUGUCUGGUCACGAGACACCCGGUGAGGGAGAACACAAGAUCAUGGAGUUUAUUCGUUCUGAGAACGCCAAGCCCAAUCAUGACCCCAACACCCGACACUGCCUGUAUGGCCUGGAUGCCGACCUGAUGAUGUUAGGUUUAACCAGCCAUGAGCCUAAUUUCUCCCUGCUUAGAGAAGAAGUCCGCUUUGGAGGAAAGAAAUCCCAGAAGAGGAUAACGGCUCCAGAGGAGACCACUUUUCAUCUGCUUCACUUGUCUCUGAUGAGAGAGUACAUAGACUAUGAGUUCUCAGAGCUAAAGUAUCAGAUGGGCUCUGAUUAUGACCUGGAGCGCAUAAUAGACGACUGGAUUCUAAUGGGCUUCCUUGUAGGAAAUGAUUUCAUCCCUCAUCUCCCUCAUUUUCACAUUAAUCAUGACGCUUUACCGUUGCUGUACAAGACUUACAUCAGUGUGCUGCCCAGCCUGGGGGGUUAUCUGAAUGAGAACGGCCACUUAAACCUCAGAAACUUUGAGAAAUACCUGGAGAAACUUUCUGAGUUUGACCGAGAACAUUUCAGUGAAGUAUUUGUGGACUUGAAGUGGUUUGAGAGUAAAGUGGGCAACAAAUAUUUGAACGAGUGCGCCGGUCUAGUGGCUGAAGAGGAAGCUGCCGCCAAAGGCAGCAAAAAGAGCGAGGAUGCUGACCUUCGUCUCGCCGCUUUAGUAUCAUCUGGAAAGAAGGCCGGAGAAGGAAAAGAAGCGUUGGGGGAUGACGAGGAAGAGGAAGACGACUUGUUUGAGACAGAGUUCAGACAGUACAAACGCACCUACUACAUGACCAAGAUGGGUGUGGAUGUGGUGUCUGACGAGUUUCUCGCAGAACAAGCCAGGUGUUACGUGGAAGGUAUCCAGUGGAUUCUUCACUACUACUAUCAUGGUGUUCAGUCCUGGAGCUGGUACUACCCAUACCAUUACGCUCCGUUCCUGUCCGACAUCAAAAACAUAUCAGGGUUGAAGCUGACCUUUGACCUCGGGAAGCCCUUUAUGCCUUUCCAGCAGCUGUUGGCAGUCCUGCCUGCAGCUAGCAAGGUUCUGCUGCCUGAGUGCUACAGGGAUCUGAUGACGAGCACAAACUCCCCCAUCAUUGAGUAUUAUCCUCUAGACUUUAAAACGGACCUCAACGGCAAGCAGCAGGAAUGGGAAGCUGUGGUGCUCAUUCCAUUUAUAGACGAGAGGUGCCUGCUAGCAGCUAUGGAGCCCUUCAACCACAAGCUGACAAAUGAAGAGAAAGCCAGGAAUCGGCAUUCAGAGUGUGACUUGUACUCGUAUGAUGGAGAUUUAGACUUCACGUACAACUCCUCCCUGCCUCACCUGUUCCCCAGCAUCAUAAACUGCCAUGUCAAGAAAGUCAGCAUCCCGAUGGACACGUGGAAAGUUCCUCCUGGUCACAUCUACAAGCGCGCUGACCGCUCGGCGCUCUACUUCUGUGGUUUCCCUACUUUGCACCAUAUCAAACACAAGUUCUAUAAGAAGAAGAGUGGCGUUGUAGUCUUCCAGCAGAGCAGCAGAGGGGAGAACAUGAUGCUGGAGCUUCUCCCCAGUCAGGACGGGGAAACGGUAUGUGAAGAUGUUGCUGCACAAGUCCUGGGGAAGCCUGUUUUUGUCAACUGGCCUCAUCUAGAGGAAGCUCGCAUCAUUGCAGUGUCAGAUGGAGAAACCAGAUUUGCUCUGGAGGAACCUUCUGGAGUCCAACAGGUGUACGACCGCUCAUGCAGUCCUCCUCCCUCUAAAGUCUCCCAUUUGUCUGACAAGGAGCAGAAGGAAUGGGUGAAGGAUGUUCAGGGAAUCACCGAACAUUUUGUGAAGAGAAAAGGCAUCGUAGUGAACAACACAGAAGUGCUUUUAUACGGCCAGAUGAUGACGGGGAGAAAAUAUGUCCCUAAAGCCAAUGGAGUGGUGGAGCUGGAGAAACAGUGGGCCAAACAAGUUCUGCCUUUUGCUUACCAGACUGUGGUGAAGGACAUCAAGGCCUUUUACUCGUCUCUGACCUGCUUCAGGAGCUUAGCCGAGUUCUUUCCUCCAACCACUCCAGUCUUCAUGGUGGGAACUCCGUACUACGGCUCCAUGGGGGAGGUGCAGGAUUCUCAAGAUGUUAUCAAAGACGGUCGGAUCAGAGUGGUGUUUAGUGUUCCUCAUGAGCCACAGCUGGAGCAUUUGAUCCAGAACCAACACAAAUACUCUGUGAAGUACUCUCCGGGCUACUACCUGGCUUCUCGUCUUGGUAUCAGCAGCUAUCUCGUCUCUCGCUUCUCGGGCAGCAUCUUCAUCGGCAGAGGCUCCAAGAAGAACCCCUGUGGAGAACAACGAGCCAAUGUUGGACUGAACCUGAAGUUCAACAAGAAGAACGAGGAGGUUCCUGGAUACACCAAGAGGACCGAGAAGGAGUGGCUGUACUCUGCUUCUGUUCAGGAGCUGCUGGCUGAAUACCUGGAAAAAUUUUCGGAAGUGUUUGAUGCCGUGUCCAGAAACAGUCAUGAUGAUGUUUUCUAUGAGGAUGACAUCUGGCCUGGAGAGGACGAGAACGGGGCAGAGAAGGUGGCUGAAAUCACCUCGUGGCUGAAAGGUCACCCCGUCAGCUCCAUCAGCAGGGCGUCAUGUGACCUCCAAGUGUUGGAUGCUGCCAUCGUAGAGAAAAUCGAGGAAGCGGUGGAAAGGUCAAAGGUGAAGAAAAGCACUAAGAAAGUCCGCGUGACGGUCAAGCCUCAUCUCCUCUUCAGGCCAUUGGAGCAGCAGCUGGGUGUUGUUCCUGACCCUGAGGCUGAAUAUCGCCUAUUUGACAGAGUCAUCAACAUCAGGGAGAGUUUCACUGUCCCACUGGGGCUCAGAGGGACGAUCAUCGGCAUCAAAGGAGCGGACGUUGAGGCAGAGGUUCUCUACGAAGUGCUGUUUGAUGAGGAAUUUGCUGGAGGUCUCAACAUCAGAUGUGUGUCUCCUCGUGGUUACCGCCUCCCUCCCUGCGCACUGAUUAACCUUUCCCAUGGAGUUCGUAUGGAUCACACGUCUCACAAACUCACCGCCGUUGUCAAACCGCAGCCUGCUGCCGGCAUCGUUUUCAACUCUCAUCGGCAGCCAGCGGGCCUCAACCACUGUCCUCGCUCGCCGUUUGUGCCCACGCAGUACAACAACAAGCAUGUUGCAGCCAAGUCUGCAGCUCAGAGCAGCAACUCGCCCUCUAAGGGUCUCUACCAGAAACAGCAGCCCAGGACUGGAGAGGACUACAGCAACUUGUGGCAGUCUCUGCAGAAGACAGGCGCUCCGGACAAACCUCCAGACCACUGGAACAAUGAUAGAGAAAAUUCUCAACAGGCCAACAAAGCUGCUCCAGCUGGAGGCAUCAGGCUGUUAAAGAAACAUGAAGACAUCAACUCACUCCUGUCACAGAGCUCUGCUAAUAAGGCUACAACUGAAUUUGAGGACCUGAUUGCCAGUUUAAAGAUCUCUAAGGAAAGCCAGCAGACCUCACCAUCAGCUGCACCUCAGCAGCAGCCCAGCAGUCAGUCCGAUGGCCCGUUGUCCCCACAGUCCUUUGCCCUGAAGGGAACCAUGGUGCUGAAGGAGAUGCUAAAGAUCGACGGCUCUGGAAAAGGAACUCCAUCAACUCAAGAGUCAAGCAACCUCUCCCCCCCAGCUGGGAGCCAGCAGCAGAACAGACGGCGCCCGUCUAAGAAACUCGCUGCAAAAAUGAACGCUCCUCGCAGUGACGCAGGUACGGUACCCCCUCCAGCACCAGCGGCGAACUCGGUGCUGACCAGUAAGGUGUCGGAGCUGGCUUGUGUCUGCGUGGGGCUGGGGAUGGCCCCUCCUGACUUCAGCUUCAUACGGAACAGACAGGGUCUGGUAGUGUGUCAGGUGAAGCUGUCCAACGGGUUGAUGGUUCAUGGACCACAGUGCCAGUCGGAAAAUGACGCCAAGGAGAAAGCUGCCUUCUUUGCCCUACAGAGACUGAACUCCUUGGGGUCUUGUUUCCCCCUCCCACCUCCUCUGUACCCGGCUGUGGGUCAGAUCAGACCCCCGCCCAUGGGAGCCGUGGCGCCUGUCUUUAACCAGCAAGGUGGCUUACUUUUGCCCCCCCAGGGUUAUGGUCCCGCCCCUCUUUGGAGGAUGACUCUACCUCCUCCCAACCACCCAAACCAGCCGUUUUAUGGAGCAGCAGGGACCUUCCCCAGCGCUGCCCGCUCUCAGCCCACGACCACUCUGCCCAUUGGCUCACACAACCAGUUCAUCCCAUUACAGGUGACCAAAAAGCGAGCAUCGGCCAACAAAAAGCAUCAGGAAACCCGAGAGUUUUACAGCGCCGCCCAAACUGUCUCCCAAAAUCUGUCCCAGAAAGCCCAAAGUCAGCCGCCAGCUCAGAGCAAACCACAGAACAGCAAAAAUAACCAGCCACACAAGAACCACGCCAACGCCGUCCCAUUAUCAUGCAAAUCUGGUUUAGUAGACAGCGUUUCCACGGCAACAGCAGCAUCCCCGCAAACACCACCUCGACAAAGCAUGCCUGCAACAGGCCACACUUCUGGCUCCGCCUCUAGGAGGAAGCACAGGAAGUUGGCUGUUAACUUUGAGGCUGCUAAAGUGUCUGAGUGAGGUGUGUGUGUGUGUGUGUGUGUGUGUGUGUGUGUGGACAGUGGGGUGUGUGGUGGUUUUAGCUGCUGUUUCUUUACAAAAAGGGAGUGGCUUCAGUCGGGGAAACAAAACUGGAUGUUUUUUUUUUAAUAAACAAAAACAAAACAUUUACUUUCAUCUGUCUUCAACAGUUUCCCAUCCCCUACACUUUUCCUCCAGGAAGGAAGUGCCAGGUUUUCCAUGAGAUGCUAUUUACAAGCUGAGAUAUGCUGGUUGUGUUUGGGUGUGCCAGAACAGAUUAGGGUUAGAGAGAGAGGUGCAUUCUGGGAUCUGUGUUUUCAUUAAAAGGUGGCUUUGCUGUAUUUCUUUUAAGUAAAAUAAAUUAAGAUGUUAACAUAUUACAGCAUACCUAAUGGAGGAAGAAAAAUUUAAAAUGUCCUGGGUUCUGUUUGUUACAUUUACUCUCACUCUCUCAGACUGCUGAUGAAAAAAACAGCAUUUAAUCUGUUUUGUAAUUUCCACUGUAAAAUAUUUGAGAGUUUUUAGUCCAAAAAUAUCCAGAAAAUGAACUAAAUUAUCUUUUGAAUUUUUAUUUUUUGCAAUAUUAUUCCAGCCCAGGCAUUUUAUUUGUCAAAGGGAAAAAGCCCAGAUUAGCAAAGUGUCGUUAUUAUUCUGUAAGAAGUAAAAAUGGAACAAGAAAAACUUUUCUUGUGUUUCUAGUGAUCCAUCAGCCUUUCUGAUGGAAACAUGAAUUAUCCAAGGUGUGUGUAAGUAGUGACCAGAUCGUAGUUGUGGGUAGUCUGUGUUCAGCGAUGUUCCUCUGGAUAAAAUAUCCUAACGAGGCAGGAGAGGUGAUGGCGUCUACCCUGUCAGGAUAGUCCAGAGGUUCUACUUCAGAUCUUUAUUCUCAGGGAUGUACAGAAGCCCCGCCAACCUCCUUUUCAUGUACUGGCCUCAGCAAUGACUAAAAUCCCCACAACAUACAGCUUUAAAAUGACACAUUUCUCCUGACUGUUGCUUGGUAAUUAUGCAGACGUUUCAUUUCUGUUCUGACUGCAGCCACUCGUACAGGAAGAGGCAAGACCGGGUUUUUUUUUUAAUCAGCUUUCUUGGUCAGGAUGACGCUGAUGAGUCGUUUUGGGUGCCAGCCGUUGCUGCGCGCAGUCUUUCAUUACCUUAGGACUUCCGGCAUUUUUAGACGUUAUGCUUUGUAACUGGCGCUCCCAAAUUUAAUGGGAAAAUGACAAAAUUAUAAACGUCUCCCUCAAACGAACAGAUGCAGCAACACUGAUGUAGAACCCAUCUGUCAUGAUUGAUUGUUCUUGUGCUUCUGGACCUACAGGAGCGAUUUCACUGCCGUGUUCAGCAAAAAUCUGUGGCUGGUACAUCGAUCAGCUUUCAACCUGCAAUCUUUAAAAUGUCAGUGUUGUGUGUGAAGUUGGUGUUCACUUAGGCUGCAGCAGAGAAGGAUUUUACCGUUGAAUUAUUGUCAGGUCUCUGAGGCGACUUCUACAUUCUAAAGUUUUAUAUACUAAAAACCAGCAGAUUAGAUUGGAUCAGAUUAUUUUUAGGAGCUGUUCUUUAGCUUGACUUUGAUUAAAGAUUGAGUCCAUUUCCAGUUACACUAGAGAAAUGGAAUAUGCUGGAAAAAUAUUUUUUGUUUGCAUUUUUGGAAAAAAUGUCUUUUGUAAAUAUAAAAAUUAAAUACAAAAGGAUUUUAUGGAGCUGUGAUAAUGCCACAUUGAAUAUAUUUUGCCAAAGGUUUUAGUUUUUGAUUAGAGUGGGAAAUUAAAAGCUGGGAGCCUCGCCUGAUGGCUCUCAAGCUUCCGUUUCAACUUGGUUUGUGUUAUCAGGCGGUAAAAUUAACGAGGUGGUCCUGUUUUACUUUUAGAUCUAUGUAAAAGCAGCCUAACGCGGUACCUUCGCCACUCCUUUGAGAUGCUUUCAGGAUUUGGUUGGUUCUGUGAAGCUCAUUUCCAUCUUUACACACGCAUUUAAUUCUUAAACCAUGGAUUUUAUAAGUGUUGGUUUUAGAGUCAGGCUCUGGGUCCCUGAGCAACUUUGUGGUAAUGAUUGUGAUUAACGUGUUGUAAAAAGAAAAAGUGUCAGUUUUUUUUUUGACCCCCCCCCCCCCCCCCCAACAGCAACCAUGUGGCUGGAGCAUUUAGCUCUGGUGUAAAAGGGGAGGUUUUCAAUUAUUUUGUAAAUGAAAGCACACUUCUUGUGUGCGCACUUUUCUUUUUGAAACUUGGAACAGAAAGCCUAAUUCUUAUGAGAAUUAGCUUUUUAUUCAAGAAUGUGCUGUACAUAUCUGUUUAAUAAAGAAUGCUGUAAUAACAUG
Molecule: messenger RNA, 7609 nt
Organism: Nothobranchius furzeri (turquoise killifish)
Lineage: Eukaryota; Metazoa; Chordata; Actinopteri; Cyprinodontiformes; Nothobranchiidae
Gene: xrn1
Product: 5'-3' exoribonuclease 1
Biological process (GO): nuclear-transcribed mRNA catabolic process
Molecular function (GO): nucleic acid binding; 5'-3' exonuclease activity
Source: RefSeq, a predicted model, not a curated record